AUGAAGAGAUAUAAUAAUGUAAUUUUAGGAGAAGUGAUUGUUGCUGGAGAUGACAUUUAUGGUGGUUCUGAUAGGUUGCUGUCAAAAGUAAUUCCAAAGACAGGGGUCGUGGUGAAACGAGUUGAUACAACUAGUUUAGAUGAAAUAGCAUCUGCAAUUGGUCCCUGGACAAAGCUUGUCUGGCUGGAGAGUCCAAAAAAUCCUCGACAAAUGGUUUCUAAUAUUCGUGAAAUAGUUAAAAUGGCUCAUGCUCAUGAUGCUCUUGUCUUGGUGGAUAACAGUAUAAUGUCUCCUGUAGUGUCACAACCUCUGGAACUAGGAGCUGACAUUGUUAUGCACUCAGCUACCAAGUUCAUUGCUGGGCACAGUGAUGUGAUGGCAGGUGUACUGGCUGUAAGAGGGGAAAGAUUAGCAAAAGUGCUGUACUUUCUACAAAAUGCAAAAGGGUCUGGGUUGGCUCCAUUUGAUUGUUGGCUCUGCUUACAAGGAAUUAAGACAAUGGCUUUACAAAUUGAGAAGCAGCAGGUGAAACUUCAUGCUUUUAUCACUUUAUAA
Molecule: messenger RNA, 555 nt
Organism: Humulus lupulus (European hop)
Lineage: Eukaryota; Viridiplantae; Streptophyta; Magnoliopsida; Rosales; Cannabaceae
Product: cystathionine beta-lyase, chloroplastic-like
Exons: 6
Coding region: 1-555 (184 amino acids)
Biological process (GO): transsulfuration
Cellular component (GO): cytoplasm
Molecular function (GO): carbon-sulfur lyase activity; pyridoxal phosphate binding
Source: RefSeq, a predicted model, not a curated record